Molecule: messenger RNA, 687 nt
Organism: Notolabrus celidotus (New Zealand spotty)
Lineage: Eukaryota; Metazoa; Chordata; Actinopteri; Labriformes; Labridae
Product: alpha-1,6-mannosylglycoprotein 6-beta-N-acetylglucosaminyltransferase B
Exons: 5
Biological process (GO): protein N-linked glycosylation
Cellular component (GO): Golgi apparatus
Molecular function (GO): alpha-1,6-mannosylglycoprotein 6-beta-N-acetylglucosaminyltransferase activity
Source: RefSeq, a predicted model, not a curated record
GAUCCAGCCUGUGGGCCUGGUGGAGCGGAUUCAAGCCAUCGCCCAGAACAUGUCUGACAUGGCGGUGAGGGUGGAGCAGAUCCUGCAGCGCAGCAUCGCCAAAAACAGAGCUCGGGACGGCAGCUUAGGACAAUGUGAUACUCCUAAAGACCCGCGGUAUCCAGACUGCGCCAGCAAGAUGGAUUGGAUGCGGGCUCGUUGGACCUCAGACCCUUGCUACGCCUUCUACGGUGUGGACGGAUCCGACUGCUCCUUCCUGGUCUACCUGAGCGAGGUGGAGUGGUUCUGUCCCCCACUGGCCUGGAGGAACCAGACCGCUACACCCACCUUGAAGCCUCCGCCAAAGAAACAGGCUGUUUUCCAGUCGGACGUCGGGACUCUGCUGGAGCAGAUCGGCACCGGGAAGGAAUCCCUGAGCUUCAUGAAGAGACGCAUUCGCAGGUUGGCGGCGCAGUGGGCCUCCGCCGCUCGCCGGCUGGAUGACAAGCUUCGAAAUCGCUGGAGAGAGCAGAAAAGGAUUCUGGUUCAUGUGGGCUUUCUGACCGAGGAGUCCGGGGACGUGUUCAGUCCAAAGGUGCUGAAGGGCGGGCCUCUGGGUGAGAUGGUGCAAUGGGCCGACAUCCUCACCGCCCUCCAUGUGCUCGGACACGACCUGAAGGUCUCCGUCUCUCUCAAGGAGCUGCACGG